AUGCUGCCACGGGCUGCUGCCAUUGCGCUGCUGGUCCUGGUCUUGCUAGCCACCGUUCAGCCGGUGGCCUUUGCAAAGAAGAGCUACUACGACGUGCUAAACGUGCCCAAGCAGGCAAGCGAGCAGCAGAUCAAGCGCAGCUACCGCAAGCUCGCGCUGCAGUACCAUCCGGACAAGGUCAGCGGGAGCGAGGAGCAGAAGGCAGAGGCGGCCAAGCGCUUCGCCGACAUCAACCACGCGUACGAGACGCUUUCGGACCCUGAGAAGCGUGAGAUCUACGAUCAGUAUGGCGAGGAGGGCCUCAGGCAGCACCAGGGGCAGCAGGGCGGCGGCCGCGGGGGGCCCGGCAACAUCUUCGACUUCUUCUUUGGCGGCGGGGGCGGCCCCUUUGGCGGGAUGGGCGGGGAGGAGGAGGAGCAGAUCCCCAAAGGUGACACGGUGGUGGUCGACCUGUUUGUGACGCUGGAGGACCUGUACAGCGGCCGCGAGAUCCCCGCAACGCGCGACAAGGCCGUGUUUGUGCCGGCCCCCGGGAAGCGGCGCUGCAAGUGCCGGCAGAAGCUCACCACGCGGCAGCUGGGGCCUGGGAUGAUCCAGCAGUUCACGCAGCAGGUGUUGUGCAGGUUGAUUUGA
Messenger RNA from Monoraphidium neglectum, 633 nucleotides. Its product is annotated as putative DnaJ subfamily B member 11. The transcript has 4 exons. The record is from RefSeq and is a predicted model, not a curated record. The coding region runs from base 1 to 633 and encodes 210 amino acids. NCBI's taxonomy places the organism in Eukaryota, Viridiplantae, Chlorophyta, Chlorophyceae, Sphaeropleales, Selenastraceae.